Molecule: messenger RNA, 338 nt
Organism: Suillus subaureus
Lineage: Eukaryota; Fungi; Basidiomycota; Agaricomycetes; Boletales; Suillaceae
Exons: 1
Coding region: 6-188 (60 amino acids)
Source: RefSeq, a predicted model, not a curated record
CCGGCAUGCGGAUCUCAUUUUGUGAGUCCCAGGCACCUGUGACUCCAAUUGCAAUGCUCACGCAGGCUGACGUGGUUUGCAGGUACAUGGACCAAACUGUUCAGGAACAAGGCACGCAUGAUGAACUGAUGUCGAAAGGGGGAGAGUAUGCUCGUAUGUGGAAUCUGCAAGCGAACGCUUUCACUUAACUACCAGAUACCGAGACACACAUUGUACGAUAACCCGGACUACUUAUAAGCAUCUAUACACCACAGCUAUGCAAUAGUAUAGCCUGGACAUACUACGGAAAGCAGUAGCAGAUCGCGAGAAAACAACAGAAAUGAUGAUGAUAUAAAUCA